UCUCAGCCACCUCUUCCCUGGGCCACAUGCUAUAUCGAGUCAACAAAUUCAAGCCUGGAUCCACCCUCCGAAAAGAGAUCUACACUUUUUUAGUCCCUCUGCUGCUUAGCUUUCAGGACAACAACACCGAGGUGGUCAAGGCCUGUGGAGGGGCCCUGACUGAGUGGACUAAUGUGAUUGGCUGGUCAUCAUUCACACAGACGUUUCGGCAUACUACCCUCAGUGAUCACAUCCAGGUGUUGGAAGAAACAUGCAAGUACCUGGUGAGCACAUGCAAAAGACACAUAGUGGGGGAGUUACUGUUCCAGAGCUUUGGCUUCCUGAAGAGCAGUCAGUCCUUCCUACGGACAGCUGCAGUCCAUUUCAUAGGAUUAAUAGUGGAGAAGAUAAACCUGCAUUACAUACACCAGGAUGACGUGCAGCUGUUGCAGAAUGCUCUUGAAUGUAUGACGAAUGAUCCUGUGGAAUCUAACCAGAUUUUGGUCAACACUCUUCUGAAAAGCAUUGAAGAAUAUGUUCAUCUUGGGCCCAGCUCUGCUUCCAUUAUGAGCCCUCUGAGUUCUCACUUUUUCAGAUUAUCUAGCAUAAAAGUCAAAAAAAGAAAGCGACUAUUUAAGACUGUCAAACGGGAAGGAGAUAAUGAUACCAAUCAGAAAAGGAAUCGGCUCCUAGGCCCUCUAAAUUCACUGUACAACUGGUUCAAAGAACGGUAAAAAAUACUCCCCUUAUAAUAGACAAUUUAGAAAAGUCAACACAGUCAUAAGCACCAAAGUCUGAAAGUCCCCAUGAAGAAUCUAAAUCAGUCCUAAAACAAGUUGUUCCCUAGUCACUGUGAACAUUUAACUGGGGGCCAAAGCCUUUCCAGUUGUUCAUCCAGAUGUCAAUGCUUGACUCCACCACAGUCUCUCCCACCUUUUGUCCAACUGGAUGGGC
This is a messenger RNA of Miniopterus natalensis, 933 nucleotides long. Lineage: Eukaryota; Metazoa; Chordata; Mammalia; Chiroptera; Miniopteridae. The record is from RefSeq and is a predicted model, not a curated record.